AUGACACCAUCUACUUCUACCACCACAGCCACUGUUCUUGCUUCUCUAAUCCUCCUUUUAGUUCCAACUUCUUAUUCUUCUUCAUUCAUUACAGAGAAAUUUAGACACUCUCCAAUCCCACAAUCAGACAUUGAUCUUCUUGAAUUUCCUUUAAAUUUAGAGUACCUUGAGGCUGAGUUCUUUCUGUAUGGAUCUUCAGGUCAAGGAUUGGACAAGUUUGCUCCAAACUUAACCAUGGGAGGACCAACACCCUUAGGUGCUAGGGUGGCUAAUCUUGACCCUUUCACUAGAGAUGUCAUCAAGCAGUUUGCAUGGCAAGAAGUGGGACACUUGAGAGCUAUCAAGAACACCGUGCAGGGAUUCCCAAGGCCAUUGCUGGAUUUGAGUCCAAAAUCAUUUGCAAAAACCAUGGAUGCUGCUUUUGGGAGAUCAUUGUCUCCACCUUUUGACCCUUAUGCCUCUUCACUUCACUUCCUCAUUGCAUCCUAUGUCAUUCCGUAUGUUGGACUCACAGGAUAUGUUGGGGCAAAUCCCAAUCUCCAGGCUAAUGCUUCCAAGAGGCUUGUUGCUGGCCUUUUGGCUGUGGAGUCUGGCCAAGAUGCUGUAAUCCGAGCUUUGCUCUAUGAGCAUGCCAUGACCAAGGUGGAUCCAUAUGGUAUGACGGUAGCAGAGUUCACAAAUCGCAUUUCAGUCCUAAGGAACAGGCUAGGACAUGCAGGUAUAAAAGAUGAAGGCCUUGUCGUUCCUAAAUGGUUGGGCGCUGAGGGAAGAAUUGGAGGCAACGUUCUUGCUGGAGAUGAGUUCUCCCUUGGAUAUGCAAGGACACCAGAGGAGAUCCUGAGAGUUGUGUAUGGUAGUGGUAAUGAAAGUAUUCCUGGAGGUUUCUACCCAAAGGGAGCUGACGGUCGCAUUGCUAAAUCUCAUCUGCAAUCAGCUGCCUAA
Molecule: messenger RNA, 942 nt
Organism: Dovyalis caffra
Lineage: Eukaryota; Viridiplantae; Streptophyta; Magnoliopsida; Malpighiales; Salicaceae
Source: the annotation of a GenBank genome assembly